GUCUCAUUUCGCGAGAUAUGAGAAUGUGAGAUCAGGAAAUAUGAAAAUUUGCAAAACUAGGCAUCCCAGACAACAAAUUUCUUAUUUGGAUAAGGCUGUGUAAACAACCUUAUAUUUUUCAUAUGCAAAUGAUCAGGUAACUUAUCAUUUGACCAAACAAGUGGUGAAAACUAAAUUGAAAGCCCAGUGUUGAAAGCCAGUUUCGGUAGUCUCGAUGUCGUUUCGAGCUAUGAACAAGGUGAAGGUGAUUUAGCAUGGCGGAUAGGCUCACACAACUGCAAGAUGCUGUUAACCAGAUGGCAGAUCAUUUUUGCAACAGUGCUGGCAUCUUGCAGCAGUAUGCACCCCCUGGGCAGUUCACAGGCUUUGAAAAGAGUGGCUCCAAACCUCCUGCAGUCACUCAGGAAGAAUAUGCUGUACUUUUUGCCAAGUUGAUAGCUAGAACUGCAAAGGAUAUUGAUGUUCUUAUAGACUCCCUGCCAAGCGAAGAGUCCUCAGCUGAGCUACAGGCUGCCAGUUUGAAGAGACUUGAGGCUGAAAACCAGGAUGCAGCAAGGAGACUGGAAGAGGUUAUCAUGAAGGGAGAAGCAUUGUUAGAACAGAUACAGCAGGCUUUGUCUGACAUUGCCUCAUCCCAGUUACAAAGUCAGAGUCUUAAGAGUGGGGACUGAAAUGAGAACUCUGGUUCUUGUUGAAAAUUGCUCAGAUCGAAAAUGCCAUAGGUGCAUCUUCUCAGUUAUGGAGGCCCAGCCUAAACAAGGAGAAUGCAUGUAAAUUGUGGGUUUCAAGGAAAAACAAGUCCUCCACCAAAGGUAGCAAGGUCCCAAAGACUGGUUAUAUAUUUGCCAUCAAAAUAUAACAAGCAAAAUCUGGCUAUUAUUUCUUUUCAAAAAUAGAAAGUGAGAUGCACGUACCUGUGGGCACUAGUACCUUGCAUCUAUCUUGUGGUUGAUAGAAACUGGCAGAAAAAAAUGUAUAACCAAAGUAUGGAGAGAAUUAUAUAAGAGAAAACUAAAAUUAUGUGAAUGGUGUUUAUUUAAAAAAAAAAAAAGGAGAUGGAAAGCACAUAGCAUUGCUGCAGUCUGUAUGUCCGUACCCGUUUCACAAAAUCUUAGUCACUUAAAUACAGGUAAAAAAAGAUCAUGUUAUUUGAUGUGAUCAUUGGAUGUACAUUUUACAUUGUAGUGUGCUAGAGAAGAAGUCUGUUGUUUUUGAACUUCUUCCUCCAACCAAUGUAACCACCUUGGAGGCCAUAUUGAUAUUGAAAGCCUUUGUCUCACUCUUACUUGCUGGAAGUGGAGUUUGUAUGUAUACUUUUUCAGCAGUAGUGUACCACAUGCCACAGACAGAAGAAACCUAUUGUUU
Lingula anatina is the source of this 1365-nucleotide messenger RNA. RefSeq names its product mediator of RNA polymerase II transcription subunit 21. The record is from RefSeq and is a predicted model, not a curated record. Gene Ontology annotation, cellular component: mediator complex. Lineage: Eukaryota; Metazoa; Brachiopoda; Lingulata; Lingulida; Lingulidae. Gene Ontology annotation, molecular function: transcription coregulator activity. Gene Ontology annotation, biological process: regulation of transcription by RNA polymerase II.